AUGUCGGUAGCUUUCGAUCAGCCGCCUCUCGAUGCGCUCGUGAGCGGCCCGGUUGUCGACUCUGCCUCAAUUACGCCGCCGCGGAGCGCAAACGGAAAGAAGGAUAUCCCCGAAGGAGUGCCCUCUGAGUUAUCAGACCUGGAGCUGGAUCAGAAGUCAACUCAGGCGCCCGACGAAAUGCCGAUCAAGCAGGAAGAGCAGGAAGAACAGGAAGAACAGGAAAUAGACAUCGGUCCAAUCGAACCCGACCAUUACUACGGCGAUGGAAAGAUCCCCGUGUUCAAACCGACUAUGGAUCAAUUCCGAGAUUUCAAAAAGUUCAUCAACAAAAUCGACGGUUAUGGAAUGAAAGCCGGAAUCGUGAAAGUCGUGCCUCCAAAGGAAUGGACUGAUUCACUCACCCCGCUGGACGAGGCAGUGAAAUCAAUUCGUGUGAAGAAUCCUAUUAUGCAAGAAUUUCAUGGUUCGCACGGCACCUACACCCAAGCAAACAUCGAAAAACAGCGCACCUACAACCUACCACAAUGGAAGGGUCUUUGUGAGGAGAGUAGCCAUCAACCCCCUGCUCGCCGAGGAGAACGACGCCGCAACCAGGAACGCGGGAACCGUACGGCCAACACCCCGCGGCCCCAGUCUGCCCGUCCGACAGGUGACGGCGCCAAGCGUCGUCCUGGCCGUCCUCCUAAGCGCGGAAACCAGAUAAAGGUUAAGGAGGAACCCGUCGAUGAUGCCGACUCUUCCAAGCCAGAGGGGCCCCCGACCCCUGUGUCGCCCGAAUCACAUCCCGUCGAGACCAAAAGCGAGGACCUCAGCGAAGGUGAAUCUCUUCCCCCUACAAAGCCCAAGGGCAGACAGCCCAAGUCUGUGACUUCACGACGCAAGAACAACCGUGGCGAAACAGUGGAUCAUUUCGACGAAGAAGCGUUCAAGGGAUUUGAUUAUCGCAUUCACGAUCACGAGGACUAUACCGCAGAGAGAUGCGAGGAGCUCGAAACAGCAUAUUGGAAGUCUCUCAUGUACAACAACCCGAUGUACGGAGCGGACAUGCCCGGUUCCCUCUUUGAAGACUCGGUCGAUUCGUGGAAUGUCGCCAAAUUGCCUAACCUGCUUGAUGUUAUCGGUCAAAAGGUGCCCGGUGUCAACACAGCAUAUCUAUACCUUGGAAUGUGGAAGGCCACUUUCGCUUGGCACCUUGAGGACGUGGACCUUUACAGCAUCAACUACAUCCACUUUGGUGCCCCGAAGCAGUGGUACAGCAUUUCACAGGAGGACGCCCCCAAAUUUGAGGCGGCUAUGCGCAGUAUCUGGUCAAGCGAUGCAAAGAAUUGCGAUCAGUUCUUGCGCCACAAAACAUAUUUGGUUUCCCCAAGCUUGCUUAAAUCUCAGUAUGGCAUCACCGUGAACCGACUUGUCCACUACGAAGGAGAAUUUGUCAUCACUUUCCCUUACGGCUACCAUUCCGGCUACAACAUCGGUUACAACUGUGCCGAGUCGGUCAACUUUGCAACUGAGAAGUGGUUGGAGUAUGGUCGGGUUGCCAAGAAAUGCCACUGCGAGGCGGACAGUGUCUGGAUCGACGUUGAUGAGAUCGAGCGUAAGCUACGUGGUGAAUCGACACCCGAGUAUUAUGGCGAAUACGACAGCGACCUCGAAGGGUUUGAAGGUGCUUCAGAUCUUCUUACGCCUCCGCGCAGUGUGCCCGAGAAAACCUCCACCCGGGGUCAAAAGCGGAAGAACGCGGGCGACGGCCCGAGAACCAAACGAAUUAAACUCCACCUCCAGGGACCACGGAAGAUCCCGUGUCUACUAUGCCCUAACGAUCUUGAUUACGAGGAUCUGUUACCGACGGAGGAUGGCAAGGGCAAUGCUCACCGGCGGUGUGCAUCGUUCAUCGAGGAGACCACUAUCCUCCGCGAUGCAUCUGGCAACGAAGUCGUGUGUGAUAUCGACAGGAUCCCUAAGGCUCGUCUAGAUUUGAAAUGCCUCUUCUGUCGCGAGGUUCGUGGCGCUUGCUUCCAGUGCAAUUUCGGGAAGUGCACUCGAGCCUAUCAUGCCACAUGUGCGCUUUUGGCUGGUGUUCAGGUCGAACAUGGGUCCAUUGCCGUAAUUGCCGAUGAUGGUCAACAAUACUCGCUACCCAGCGUGGACUUGAAGUGCAAAUUCCAUCGUCAAAAACGCCCAGCUGGUCUGCUCGGGGAGUCAUCCGACUUGGAUCGCCGGGUGAUUGAAGCUGCUCGUCGUCUAGUGCAAGGUGUUUUGAUCCAAUUCCAAGUCGACAAGGAAAUCAAUGGCGCCAUUGUGCUUCAGAACCGACCGGAAGAGCGGAGUCUCCUGCUGAAGGUUUUGCCGAGAGGAGAUGUCAUUGAGAUGCCAUAUCGAUGGAUGCUGGUGGUGCGCAAGAGUAAUUUCGUGCCCCUCGCGCCAGGCAUCCCACCGCUCCCGGCCCACUUAGCGCGCAAGCCCGAACGCAAAGAGCUCGAAGCGGCUAUCCCGGUGGCAGGCAGUGCCUUUGGCGACACCGGAUCUCCCUAUCAAUGGGCCGAGUUCGAGACGGUGGAUGCAACUAGGAAUUCAUUUGCCCCACUGACGGUCAACCUGGACAAAGGGGAACAGGUGUGGCAUUACCUGGGAGCUCCGUCCACCGAGAGUAGGGCACAGUAUACGCACAACCCUAGCGUGCCUAUCCACAACCCGCGGGCCAAUUUCCUGGACAGCGUCAAGUCGCUUGGCGUGGCUGGAGUCAGUGCUCGUGCAUCGAAGAUCUCACCCCACCACCACUUCCGCUAUGCUCCCACCGCCCCUGCCCCUCCCUACCAGCAAAAUCUUUACGCCCGACAACCCCAGGUAAAACAACAACAACAACAUCAUUAUCUGACCCCCUCGCUCACCUUGCCCCUCCCCCCUCACCCUGCCCCUGCUGCCGGUGCUGCUGCUGGUCCUGCGAUGCCGUCGGCCUUUCGUACCCUUCCAAAUCAAUCUACCCGUCAUGCCCCCUAUCCUUCCGUCGCCAAGUCGCACCAGCAGCAGCAUCACCUCCCUUCCACCAAUACCUUUGCCAACGUUCGUGAACUUAUUGCCCGCCGUCGUCUGGCCCAGAUCACCGACCAUGCCAAUGUCUUCGCCGGGUACACGAUCGUUAGCCCCGAAUUGGUGGUAGAGACCCUGCUGGGCCCCAUGGGCUCCAUUCCCCCGGCAAAUGGCCUCGAGAAGCUCGAGCUCGCCAUGGCCCAGCAGCGGGUGCAGCCUCGGGCUGCUGAUGGAACCUUGUUACCGCCUCAGACUCUGAAUAUGCGGUCGGAGGAGGUGACUCGUCUACUUCAGAUGCUUCGGUUUUCGUUAGUUAGCCAUCGUGAGCGACUAGACGUCAUCCAGAAGAAGGAGUCGGAGGGGGUUAAGCAAGAGACCAUUGAUCGGGGAAGCGUGGCUGCGGCUAAGAUGCCGGGUAAAUACGCCUUCCUUGAUCAGCAGCGGGCCCUGGCUCCCAAAGUGUAUCAGUCCCCGUACAAUAUGCCGUCCGGCCUCUCUGAGUAUGCCAAGACGACCUAUGGGCUGAUCCAUUCGGAGGGUGAGCCGCCCAAGUCGUCACUGGCCAAUGAUUUCUUCAACAGCCUCUCCCAGGUCGACAAGGAAAAGAUUAUGAAGACAUGCGGCAGCUUUGUGCAGCGUGCUAUCGACCGGUCGACCAGCCAUAGCCGACAUAGCUCCACUGGCUCUAAUUUACGGCUAUCAUCAGCACUGGCUCAGCAGACCUCCAACCCGACCAUCGAUAUCACGACGGUAGACGAUCCCCCACUCUCCGGUCUGGAUCUGCCCCUGCAUGCCGAUUCCCCAGGUUCCAGUUUCGGCCGGUCGCACCUGCGGUUCCAAUCGCCCAAUGAAUUCCCUAUCCACGGCCCCGAUCCCCAUCCCGAUCAUCACGAUCUCUUUGGGGAUCAGCAGGCAAACACCCGCUUUUGGCAAAACGGGCCGUGGAUUGCUGGCGAUGGCAACACCCCGAAUGACGAGAACCGAACGUUCUUCGGACCGCAAUUCGGGCCGCACGAACGUCUCAAGCACGACUAUGCCUCCUCCGACAUCUCCCUGGGCAAGGGACCGGGAUCUUUACACUCUGUCGACAUGGCUGGUUUCGGCCUCGACGCAACUGAUGAUCUCUGUGGCGAAUUGAGCCCAUGA
Messenger RNA from Penicillium atrosanguineum, 4173 nucleotides. Its product is annotated as putative jumonji family transcription factor. The transcript has 5 exons. Gene Ontology annotation, biological process: chromatin remodeling. Gene Ontology annotation, molecular function: histone H3K36 demethylase activity; histone H3K9 demethylase activity. The record is from RefSeq and is a predicted model, not a curated record. Bases 1 to 4173 code for a protein of 1390 amino acids. NCBI's taxonomy places the organism in Eukaryota, Fungi, Ascomycota, Eurotiomycetes, Eurotiales, Aspergillaceae. Gene Ontology annotation, cellular component: nucleus.